Drosophila arizonae is the source of this 480-nucleotide messenger RNA. RefSeq names its product nucleoside diphosphate kinase homolog 7 (gene nmdyn-D7). Gene Ontology annotation, cellular component: centrosome; axonemal microtubule. Lineage: Eukaryota; Metazoa; Arthropoda; Insecta; Diptera; Drosophilidae. Gene Ontology annotation, molecular function: nucleoside diphosphate kinase activity; ATP binding. The record is from RefSeq and is a predicted model, not a curated record.
AAGCCUCAUAUAAUCAAAGACGGGCUUCUGGGUCAAAUACUCAAAGAGAUCCUUUCGUCUGGCUUUAAGAUAACAGCCAUGCGCAUGCUGCUAAUGGCGCGAGUGAAUUGUGAGGAAUUCUAUGAGGUCUACCGCGGUGUACUGCCGGAAUUCAUACCAAUGGUGGCUCAGCUGGCAAGUGGUGUAUGCAUGUGUCUGGAAGUAGCUUGCGAGGAUCCGGAAAAGAACUCGCACCAGGAAUUCCGCAACUUUUGCGGUCCAAUGGAUCCAGAAAUUGCCAAGCUAUUGCGCCCACAUACGCUGCGCUCCAAGUUCGGCAGCUCCAAGGUGCUCAAUGGCAUUCACUGCACCGAUCUGAGCGAUGAUACAAACCUUGAGCUGCAGUAUAUGUUCAAGAUACUAGAAUGAUUCCAAUUAUCUACUUUGUUCAGUUAAUUUAUUUGUCAUUCGACCUAGAUGUAUGUGCGUGUGUGUGUAAAU